UUGAACCUGGUGAACUUGGGACUUUAGAGCCUCAGGCAUGAGAGUUCCUUUGAAUAACCAUUAUGCGAUCUACCCCCACAACCACUGAGACAGUCUCCAUCAGUGCAUCCUCCACAUCAAAACUAGGCAGCUUUGCUGGACAUCACAAAGGUAUUCAGAUGUAAGGGAAGAGACCACAGCAGGGCCAUCCCAUCAGGGGGUUCUAGGGGGCAGUGUUAGCUCUCUAGUUGGGUGGGUGAGCAGGCCGCUUUUGGAAGCGCCACAUUAAUGAUUCCAGUAUCUACUGCGAAUGGGUUUGUCUGGCUGUUUCUUCACGGUUCAUUUUACAGGACUGUCGCAAUUUCUCGCACGUGAUGCUUUUUUUGUUUUUGUUUUGUAUCCAGGGUUGCUGCUGGGGCCCUGCACUACGAAUCCAGUGCUCCUGGAGGCUAUUUUUUCCUUUUUGUUGACCUUGUUGUUUAUCGUUAUUACUACUAUUGUUGUUGGAUAGGACAGAGAGAAAUCAAGAAAGGAGAGAGGGGAAGAGAGACACCUUCAGACCUGGUCCACCGCUUGUGAAGCCGGAGGCUCGAACCGGGUUCCUUCCGCCAGUCCUUGCGCUUUGCGCCACGCGCGUUUAGCCCGCUGCGCUACCGCUCCGCCCCUACAUAAUGCCUUUUGCAACUCAAUUUACUGACCAAACUCCAGACUGUUGUACAUCUGGCCAGGUGACCUUGCUCCUCCGCAGUCACCAACAUGGCCGCUCCGCGCUACAGCCAAGGCCGCCCCAGAGGGUGUGUAACGCGGCAGCUCCUAGCCAAUGGGUGUGCACGUCUGGCCGCAGCCAAUGGAGAAGCAGCGCGGCCCCCAGCCAAUGGGAAGGCAGCGCGGGUCCGGAGCUGUUUUAGGCAUGUCUGACCCGGAGGCGCCGGAGGUUCCCUCAGAACCCGGGUCGCAGAACCCCCGGAGGACGUGGGCCCAAUUGCUGGCUGGAAGAGUUAAAAGGCAAAAAUGUGACCCUGAAAGAGAACAGAAGUUAAGACAGUCGGCUGUGUGCCUCUUGAGAAGCCAUCUCAACUUGAAUGACCUUUUGCUUGAGGUAGAAGAUAUACCACAUAAGAAAUUACAUCUCAGCCCUUUGAUUGAUGGUGACAGUUCUGAAACAGACACUUAUCUUUCUAAUUCAUUUAUAGGUUCUGCUUUGCAAGAUCAAGCUUCGCAGCUGGGGGUUCCAGUACCAAUCCUAAGCAGCCAGAUGGUGGCCAACAGAUUUGUGCAGAUAUGUGAGGGGGACCCAGGGCCUUCCCACAAAGUGCUGCUGAGCUCAGAACAAAGAAAGAAACUCUCUUCCUUGUUAGAGCUUACUCACUAUUUAUUAACACGUGGUAUGUUCUCUCGUCUCGCCUUCUGUCAGGAACUGUGGAAAGUACAGAAUUCUUUGUUGUUUGAAGCUAUAUGGCAUCUUCAUGUGAAAAAUAUUGUGAACUUCCAGGAGCUGCUGGAAAGCCAUUCCAACAUGCAAGGUGUGGUUGCUUGGCUCUUAAGGAACUUGCACCUUCUGUGUGAACAAACAGAGGAGUCCUGCAAGAACUCUGACAUCGCCAAAAACACGCUUUCUGAUCUUGUGCAGAUGUUCAUUUUGAGGGGAUUUCAGAAAACCUCAGAUCUGAGAAGAAAUGUGGAAUCUAAACAGAUGCCCCAGAUUGCCAUGGCUGUGCUUCAGGGAAUGCUCACUUUUGCACUUGAAGCUUUGACUACCAGUGUGCAGGAGGGGUCUUCUACGUACAAGGUGGUGGCAUCUUGGUUCAGCAUGUUCAGUAGUCACACUUACAGAGCUGUGAUUGCAACAGAGUCUCCAAAGAGGUUUUUCAAUCAAACUCUAAUUCAGGUUCUCACCUAUAAGCCUGUGCUGAAAGUGUCAGAUGCUAUUCAAAUGCAAAGAGAUUGGAGCUUUGUGAAGGCCCACCCACUGCUCACCAGCCUGUACCGCAGGCUAUUUGUGAUCCUGAGUCCAGAAGAGCUGGUUGACCUUUUACAGGAAGUUCUGGGGACACAGGAGGUGAACUGGGCACAUGUGCUAUCCUGUGUGUCUACAAUGGUGGUCUGUCUGCCAGAGGCCCAGCAGCUGGUUCAUGGUGCGCUCUGGUGUGGGAACCCUAAGAUGUAUUGGGUGGCCCGUCGACUGGCCCAUGCAUUUGAGAACUGUGACCUAGACAGCUUGGUCAUUGCCUUCCUGGUUGUACGUCAGGCUGCACUAGAGGGUCCUGCUAUGUUCCUGCCUUACUCAGUCUGGUUCAAGAACAACUUUGGGAACUAUCAUAGCUACCACAGUGGUAGCAAGAAAGCACUGGUGUUCCUCCUCAAGUUCCUGACUGACCUCAUGCCCUAUGAGGCCCCCCGGUACCUGCAGGUGCACCUCCUCCACCCACCAUUGGUUCCAGGCAAGUACCGCUCCCUCCUUAUGGACUACAUCACCCUGGCCAAGACUCGACUAUCCGACCUCAAGGUUCCUGUGGAGACUAUGGGACUCUAUGAGAAUUUGUCUUCCACUGAGGAUGUCAAACAGCCCCAAAACCAAGCACCUCAGGAUGUUGAGAAGGCCAUCACAGUGUUUGAACACACAGGGAAGAUCCCCCUUGCUGUCUUGGAGGCCAGCAUUUUCAGGAGGCCUUACUAUGUGUCUCACUUCCUUCCUGCCCUGCUUACUCCUCGAGCGCUUCCACAUGUCCCUGACUCCCGAAUGGCCUUCAUAGAGGCCCUGAAGAGAGCAGAUAAAAUCCCCCCAUCUCUGUACUCCACCUAUUGCCAAACCUGCUCUGUUAUUGCACACAAGAAACCAGAAACCCCAGGAUCAAAAUCAGAAGAGCCACUGGGUCCACUCAGGGCAGCACUGGAGGAACUCAGGGCCUUGAUGACAGACCUCACUCGGCAUGACGUUGUAUCUGCUCAGAUGGCUCUGAUUUAUGAAAGACUCAACAUUGCUUUGGGCCAUAGCAAGGAUGGUGACUAUACUGAGGUGUCCAGAAUUGAGCUGAAUGUCCUUGCCCCAGAACUGGAGCCACAGGAACAGAUGGUGGUGGAUCUGCUGCUGAUGGCUUUUUGUCAGAACCUAAUGACAGCCUCCCGCUUUGCCCCACCUGACAGGCAAGGCACCUGGGCAGCCUGCUUUGUGGCUACCAUGUGUGGGCACAUGCUCCUCCCUGCCAUACUCACCAGACUCUGCCAGCUGAUACACCACCAGGGCCCAGGCCUGAGUGCUUCCCAUGUUUUGGGGUUGGCCGCCCUGGCAGUCCAUCUCAGUGGGUCCCAGUCUGCUCUCCCAGAAGUACAGGUGGGCUCUCCCACCAGGAGUCUUACCAUCCCUGAGUUCCUCAACAGCCUUCUGACCUGUGCGACCAAGGAUUCCUCACUCUUCUGCUUGAAAUUUUGUACGGCGGCAAUUUCUUACUCUUGGUGUAAGUUUUCCUCUCAGUCACGUGACGUUUUGCAUAGAUGUUUAUCUCCAGGCCUUAUAAAAAAGUUUCAGUUCCUUGUGUUCAGAUUAUUCUCAGAAGCUCGGGACCCUCUGUUUCGGGAGGACACAGCUGUCCUUCCCUGGCAGUCCUUGUGUUGGCCCUCUGAAGACUGGCAACGAGCUGCCCUUUGUCUUUGGAAACAGCAAGCCUUCCAGGAACUGCUAAAGGAAAAAGAUUAUCAUUUAACUUACAGAGAUUGGUUACAGCUGGAAAUAGAAAUACGACCUGAAGUUGAUUCUCUUUCACAUACAGAACGGCGGGACUUCCACCAGUGGGCCAUCUAUGAACAUUUCCUGCCUGCAUCCUCUGCUGCUGGGGGUUGUGAAGGAAACCUGGAAGUGGCAUGCAUGGUUAUUGUUGAUGUGCUGAUAAACUUCUGCCAAAGUUCACGGAACUACUGCCAUCAAGAGAAUUUACAUUUGGUCCUCAGUGACUGCACUGGAAACCGGGAUAUUCUCUGCAGAUUACAGGAGAUGGCUGCUGACCUGGAGCGGGUCCCAGGGACACCCCAGGACUCCUCUCUUUCUCAGGGCCACUUCCUCCUCCGGACUUUCCACAGAAGGCUCCAGACUCUGUCCAAUGGUUGGGAUGAAGCUGCCCGCCUUCAGAGACAACAGGAGCUGCUUAUAUAUAAAUGGAUCCUCCUUAGCCUGCCCCCAACCCUUCUUAUCAGCAACACUCCGGCAGAACAGCCAGCCGCCCUAGACUGCACUGGCUUCUUCCACUUGGUCAAUGCUGAGCUGAGAAAUUUCUGUUUCCAUGGAGGCACCCUAACCCAUGACAUUACUGCCCACUUCUUCAGAGGAAUCCUCAGUGCCUGUAUACAGAGCAGAGACCCCUCCCCAACCAUUGACCUUACCCUGGUGGCAUGCCAAACGGAAUGUCCUCUGCUUCUGACUUCUGCUCUGCUAUGGUGGCCCCGCUUGGAAGCUGAGCUCAGCUGUCGGUGGAGGAGACAUUCCCUGAGCCCACUGCCCCAGCAGCUACAGAGGCUGCAAGAGGCCCAGCAUUUUGCCAGGAGCUUCCUCUGCUCUGACACAGCACAUGCCCCACCAGGCCCAGCCUGGGUCUCUGCUGCAGCACUGCACUUCAUGAUUCAGCAGGCCUGGGAGGAUAAUGUGCCCAGCCAGCUGGGGAAGCUGCAGCACCAAGGAGAGCAGCUAUUGGUUUUCCUGUUUUUCUUUUCCUUAAUAAGCCUGCUUUCCUCCCACCUGACCCCAAAGGCUGCUGGCUCCCAGAAGGCUUUGGGCAUUUGUGCUGAGAUUCUGAGAUGUUUGGAGAAGCGGAAGAUUCCCUGGUUAGGACUCUUUCAGUUGACAGACAAAGAUGGUGGCCUGGGACGCAUCCUGCUCCGCCUGGUGCCUGAUCAGUAUAUCAGGCUUCUGCCUUUUGCAUUCUAUAGCCUCCUACCCUACUUUAACCACGACAUCCUCGUCAGGGAAAGCACCUUCCUACAUGUUGCUGUUGACAUGUAUUUGAAGCUGACCUGCCUCUUCGUGGCUGGGGAGACUGGUGCAGUGUCAGUCGUAGUUGGGAAGAGUCAGAACCAGGAUGACCCUGUAGGCCUAAUGAUGAAAGCACGUCUUUUCCUGCUGAACACAAUACCACAGUGCCCUCAAAAGAGCUUCUCAAACAUGGAAGAGCUGCUGGCCGCUAAUGCUGACUGUGACCCCGAAGUGAAAGCAGCCCUACAGCACAGGCAGCAGGUCCAGGCUGACACUGACCUUGACUGGGAGCCUCGUCUCUUCUGAAUGGACCCUUGGCAGUCUAAUCCUCUGUAGACAAACUGAUUAUAAGCACAAAAUGGAGUUCUUGUUGCUCUGGAAAGUGA
This is a messenger RNA of Erinaceus europaeus (western European hedgehog), 5325 nucleotides long. RefSeq names its product FA complementation group A (gene FANCA). The record is from RefSeq and is a predicted model, not a curated record. Gene Ontology annotation, biological process: interstrand cross-link repair; regulation of regulatory T cell differentiation. NCBI's taxonomy places the organism in Eukaryota, Metazoa, Chordata, Mammalia, Eulipotyphla, Erinaceidae. Bases 800 to 5245 code for a protein of 1481 amino acids. Gene Ontology annotation, cellular component: Fanconi anaemia nuclear complex. The transcript is spliced from 43 exons.